Uranotaenia lowii is the source of this 1532-nucleotide messenger RNA. RefSeq lists its product as uncharacterized. The transcript has 5 exons. Gene Ontology annotation, biological process: proteolysis. Gene Ontology annotation, molecular function: serine-type endopeptidase activity. Lineage: Eukaryota; Metazoa; Arthropoda; Insecta; Diptera; Culicidae. The record is from RefSeq and is a predicted model, not a curated record. The coding region runs from base 36 to 1469 and encodes 477 amino acids.
CACUGUUAUCAGUUUGUAUUCUUCAACGAAGCAAGAUGAUCACUAAAAAAACCCUCUUGCUAGCACUCAUUUCACUGAGCUGCUCUCUUAGUGUCAGAUCCAAUCCAACUACUGGUUCAAUUGAAGAAGAUUGCGGAAUCGGUGAUUCUAAUUUGUGGCAUGUGUUUAUCCAAAGGACCAUACACUCUGAGAAUGCACCAGUCUGUGGGGGAACUUUGUUGAAUGAUCAGUUUGUUAUAACGGCUGCACAUUGUGUUUAUGAUUUAGCUGGAGUUGAGAUCGAUAUCAGGGAGCUUAGAGUUUCGGUGAUAAAGGAUGGAAUCACAUUGAGUGUGGAAGUAGAUCAUAUGUUUAAGCAGCAGAAGUUCAAUGUAGAAAAGUUUGACUAUGAUGUUGCACUUCUGAAACUUAAAGUUCCUGUGAGUUUUGUCGAUAAUUAUGUUUGCUCUGAGGCUACUGGCUUUUCUCCUCCGACUGGCUCAGUUUCAGUGACAAUCGAAAGUAAACAUUACCAGAUUCCUAAAACGGUGCGAUGGCCGAUAUCCGAUACAUCUCUAUGUCAUGGAACAAAUGACUUUAUUUUUGGACAAACUUAUCAAGCAGCUUUCUGUAUAGGAUCUAUUCAAGUCAACGACAAGUUUCAAAUCAACCGUGGCAGUGGAAUACUGCAACAAAUCAACAAUCGCUGGUAUUUGGUGGGGAUUCUAUUGUAUACAACGGGUCCCAACAACAUGACUCCCAAAUUUGGUGGCGGAAUUAAUCUUUCACCUUUUUGGUCCUGGAUUAAUCGAAUCGCUUUCCGUGACAGCAGAAAGUCGGUCUCCGAGCAGAAAUGCGACGAAUACAAAAAAAUAUUUAAUCAUACAGCAUACGAAUCAAGUUUUAUUCCAACAAUUACUCUAAACGAGCCAGGGCAAAUGUGGAUGGACUCAAGCUGCUAUGGAACCUUAAUCAGUGAACGCUUUAUUUUGACUUCGGCCAUCUGCUUAUCAGGAACAACCUCAGUGUUUAUGCAAUAUGGUAUCAUGUCGAUGAAACGGUUCUCCAAAUUGAAAUUCCACUACCAUCCGGAUGAUAAACAUCACGAAAAACUGACAUUGCUCGAAUUGAACGAAGAUGCGCCCACGUCGGAAUUCAUUCAUUGUUUGUGGAACGAUGAUGAGCUUAACGGUGUAGCAAACGACAUUGCACAUCACAUGGGAUUAUUAAAGUCUAAAAUAAAUGUUUCUCUCAAACCGGACAAUUCAAUAAUGGUGGUAUUGGCAGACAAAUGUUACAAAUUCACUAUAUCUUUAAUUACCAAAGCAGGAGACGGCAUAACAAUGCAGAAGUCUGGUGAAAAAAUAAGACGCGUCGUUGGAGUGAUAGACCAAACCCCGGAGCGUUGCAGCAACAUUCGGACCACAAACGUGAUUCCAUAUCUUGAUUGGAUUGAAGCAACAGUUUGGAGAAAGCCUGCCAAAACAUAAUAUUUGACCUUUACUUCAACACUAGGUUUACAAAGGAAUUAAAGCAUUUUUGUUUGAAUUGAA